AAGCACCUCCUAUGCCAGUCUGGAUAUGGAAAUUCAUAUCACUCAUCUUGGGAAUAGAAUCAAGACCAGGGCAACUCAAGUUUCCAUCUUUUGUGCUUUAUGGUCUCACUAUAGUUUCUGCUGCUGCUCAUGUCUUGUCAAAUGGAUGGUUUGCUGUGUACAAUGUCAAGUCAUCAAUUACACGUGACGACAUCAUACAUGGGACAGUGGGUGUACUCCUAACAGCAGGGUGGUGUGCACUUGGCAUAUACUCAUAUCGUCUUGCUCGCCGCCUUUACUCUCAUUCACAUUUUCUCCCCAUGUUGAAACUGCAUGCCAAGACCGUGUUCCAACUAAACACUGCCAUAGUUAUCUCCCUCCUUAUGAUCACCUUCACCAUCUUAAGUGAUGUGAAUGCUUUUAACUUUUGGGAUAAUGCCACUUGCAACAAAGUUGAUUUGCAUGUGAUCGUCUGCAAGGUGCGCUACCUUUCUCGUGUUGUGUCUUCCAUCAUGUUCCUCAUGUGGAACAUCCUAGUCGCAAUAGCUUUGACGUCCAUAUGCAGGACGCAUACUCUGCGUAUUCGGGGAGUGAUAAAACAAUUGCAAGAAGAUGCUACAAAAUGUGAUCCAGAAUUGCUACAUCGUAUAAAAUCGAUGCCAGACCCAUCUACAAUUUGGUCAGAUGAAGAGUUGGAAGGUGAUGUAACAGACAAUGAGGGACCCAUUGAUGAUUCCCAGUUCCUUAUUCAAGUUGUCUCUUCUGAGGAUGAUGAUGCACCAGAUCUGGAAUUCCAAUCAAGCCCUGUUGAAGCAUCUACAUGUGAAGAGGGACCCAUGACCAAUAAACAGAUUCUCCAAGCUUACUGGCCUCUUAUUAAUGAGAUGAACCUGUCAUCAUCAGUGUUGCAGCAUUGGAUGAUUUCUGUAAUAGGACUGACCCUUUCUUGGACAUCAGUCUAUCUGGUCGUUUGGCUCACACACUCACCAACAUUGACAGAAUUGUGUGAAGUUCUUACUCCACUCUUGCUGCUUCCUCUUUUCAUGUCAGCCUAUGCCCAAGCAAGUACUGAGGGCAUGCGCCUGAUUCGAGCAAUCCGUCCAAGUACGAAGCGCUUGGCUGUCCUCUUCUAUUUGGCACAAAGUCCACCCCAGAUGACAGUGUAUGGUGGAGCUGUGACAUAUCGGACCAUCUUCACGACUGUUGCAGCCAUAUUUUUGGCCAUUGCAGCCAAAAUCCUUCUCAAUGAUCUCAACCAAUGAUCCU
Messenger RNA from Darwinula stevensoni, 1245 nucleotides. The record is from the annotation of a GenBank genome assembly. NCBI's taxonomy places the organism in Eukaryota, Metazoa, Arthropoda, Ostracoda, Podocopida, Darwinulidae.